Opisthorchis viverrini is the source of this 2197-nucleotide messenger RNA. RefSeq lists its product as hypothetical. The record is from RefSeq and is a predicted model, not a curated record. The transcript is spliced from 9 exons. NCBI's taxonomy places the organism in Eukaryota, Metazoa, Platyhelminthes, Trematoda, Opisthorchiida, Opisthorchiidae. Gene Ontology annotation, molecular function: phosphatidylinositol binding. Bases 252 to 1667 code for a protein of 471 amino acids.
CCGAUAUGUACCAUAACACCGCUAAUCUCGCUGCACCCGCUGCAUCUAGUGGUGGGGACAAUUGAUCUACUUUCAGCUACGCAUUCCGGAACGGCGAGCAAUAUCAAAUACCUUGCAGUCCUAGUCUACGACUCUUCUACUUCCUAGUCGUGUGCACAUCUGCCGAACUUACUAACUAGUUGGUUCACAAACUUCUUACCCCCGCGGACACAGACACCAGUUUACACGUGGACUAGCUCUUGUACUUGGAAAUGAUGGACUACGUGGAUGAAAACUCGACUAGUAUCUAUCACGAUACGGUAUCAAUAGGUGGAGGCUCCGCGUUUCCCCAGAUACAACCAACUUCCAGACCGAGAACCGAGUCGCUAGAUAUGAGUCCUGAAUCAUCACUGGUCGUCGAUAUUUCUGGUGCAAUGAGCGACAAGGACAAAGUACUCUUCACUGUUCACACAAAGACCACACUUCCGGAGUUCAAACAGACUGAUUUCACUGUCAAACGGAUGCACGAGGAGUUUGUGUGGUUGCAUGACUACUUGGUGGAGCAUGAGCCGUACGCAGGUCACAUUGUCCCCCCAGUUCCGCCCAAGCCAGAUUUUGAUGCUUCACGGGCGAAACUUCAACGACUUGGUGAGAGUGAGGGAUCGAUGCCCAAGGAGGAUUUGCAAAAAAUGAAAGCUGAGCUGGAGGCUGAAUACCUGGCCACCUUCAAAAAGACGGUUGCAAUGCAUGAGGUAUUCCUCCAGCGUCUAGCCACUCACCCCACAUUCCGACUUGAUCACAACUUUCGAGUGUUCCUCGAAUACGAUCAGGAGUUGAGCGUUCGUACAAAAACCAAGAAGGAGAAAGCAGCAGAUUUCUUCAAGUCUGUAUCUAAGAGUGCAGAUGAAGCCCUUCGUCUUGCCAACCAACGAGACGAAGACCAGUUUUUCAGAGAGGAGAAGUGCAUUCUCGCCUCGUACCACUCGGCAAUCAAAGAUGCCACCGCUGCCGCGGACUGUGCGAAUCGAAAUCGGAGAUCAAUGGCGGAAAAUCUGCUGCGAGUCACCUUGUCCCUGGACAAUUUGGUCCCAAAAGAGCGGAUGUGCACACCGGAAGCGGAGUACGUUCAUUCUGAACAGCGCGCAUACCCUUUUGAAAAUUACGGACGCAAGUUGUGUAAAUCUGACCUUUCUACGUAUAUAUUUUACCAGAAAACCCAAGUACGCUUGGCGUCUGAUGAGGAUUUGAAAUUCUCGGAUACCCUUCGCUACUAUGCAAGCGAUGCAGGGGCUGCAAAAGAUUUGCUUUAUCGACGAAGUCGAGCUCUUGCAGACUACGAGGCAGCUAAUCGGGCGCUGGACAAAGCUCGGGCAAAAAUGAAAGAUAUUCAAGCAGCCGAAGAUGCUCAAUUCGCAGCCAACAAUCGUUUCAAGGCCAUUUCCGAGUCAGCUAGGCUCGAACUCGAGGAUUUUAAAGUUCGCCGGAUCAAGUACUUUCAAAAGAACCUUAUUGAGCUGGCCGAAUUGGAAAUGAAGCACGCCAAAACACAUAUUGAUCUGAUUAAGUCCACCCUGGAUCGGCUUAAAGAUGUGCAGCCAGGAACCUGUGGAGGUCUUUCAAAACUAUCCGCAAACGUACCAUCGGCGCAGUCAAUCACGACUUCCUCACCGGACGCUUUCGGCGAGUAGCGUUGCUUAUCACACAGCAGUGCAUUCGGAUUGUCAAUGCACAAAUAAACUCCCGCGUGAUUUUCAUGAAUUGGCCCCAUGUUUACCUCGCUAACACUGAGCAUCAAUCAUCUGUAACCAUGUCUGCGUAUAGCAACUUAAUCUUAUGUGAUAAUUAUGCAACUUGUCCGGGCGAACAACGCCGAACGUGUUUUGGGGUCGACCACCCGGUAACCCGUUCCUGCCCCAUAAAAACGCCAAAAUAUCGGUUGAUCAAUCUGAUUACGUUGGAAUCUCUUUUGCACUCGCAUAUGCACACUAUCUUACUUCCCUAUCCGUAUCACAAUCAUCGGCUGUGUUCAAACCAGGUCUCUUUUCUCCCUUCGUGAGCUCCAUUUUUUGAUUGCCCUCGCUUCAUGAUGACGUUCGUGAUUUGCCGUCCAUUUGUUUUGCGCAGUUCUCGUGUGUGUGUGUGUGUGUGUGUGUGUGUGUGGAUUCAAUGAAAUGUUUCGCCAAACCGAUUCAAUAUUCCAGCUUGAGCUUGUUUUCUG